Messenger RNA from Aspergillus terreus NIH2624, 612 nucleotides. Its product is annotated as DUF3632 domain-containing protein. Bases 1 to 612 code for a protein of 203 amino acids. NCBI's taxonomy places the organism in Eukaryota, Fungi, Ascomycota, Eurotiomycetes, Eurotiales, Aspergillaceae. The transcript is spliced from 3 exons. The record is from RefSeq and is a predicted model, not a curated record.
AUGCACUCCGAAUACGAAGCUUUCUUCACGGCGCAGAGCCAGAAAAAACACCCCGCACCGGCGACCAUGCUCUCCGCAAUCAAGUCACUUUUGAUCGAUUCCUCCACCCCACCAUCGGCGGCCGCCAGGGAAGCAGUGUCGUCCUUCAUCACAGAGUCCAGCCGCGACCCGGACUACACGCCACUAUGGCCUCUCCUUUUUGCAACCAUCGGCAAAUUCACAGAGCAGAACGACCGCCUGGUGGAUUUUGUCGCCGAACUGCAGCGUCUGCCGGACUGCAGCGGAGCGUUUGGCCGGCUUGACGGGCUGAGUGAAUACAUGACAGAAUUUGUCUUUGACUACGUCGAUCAUCCAUUUUAUGACCCCCAACGUGAUGAAAAGCGUCAAGCUUGGGUCAAUGCCAAUGCCUUCGCGGCCAAGCUCUAUGCGCGGGGCAUCCGUGCUAAUCAUGUCGGUCAUCUGCGUCACGGGGGCUGGGUCUUGAGAAAGACGCUGGAGAAAGCACCGUGGGAGAAAUUCCACCAUGAAGAUAUCGAACAGGAGCUGCAGGAUCUGGACAGUGAUGAGGAUGAUGAGUACUGCGAGUACAUUGCUCGUACACUAUCCAUCUAG